AUGAGUGAUGACACAAAUCUUGAGAAGACGAUCUACUUGAACACCAUGAAAGCAACGCUAAAAGUCCUAAAUGAUUUGGAAAAGAAAAAUUUUAACAAAAAGGAUGAUGUUGUUGUUGAUUGUACGGAGAAGGGAAAAAGGGAUGGGGCUGCCUGCAAACGACGAAUGUUUAACAAAAGGAAAAGUAGGGACAAGCAGCCAACUGGCAAUGAAGAUAUGCAUAACAUUGGUGAUGCUGUCAGUGAUAAGAAGAUUGAAAGCAGAAGAAACGAUGGGAGGAAGCUAAAUGUCUGGGAUGAACGGUCACGGAGGGAAAACCGGUCUGACAAAACAACCAGAGCAUUUGAACAAGAAAAAACAAGCAGUAAGCCACGAUUGAAAUGGAAAAGAGAUGGUACACAUGAAAUCAAGUCGGAUACGGAUGAGACAGCCAAAUCAUCUCGGCGAUUUAACAGAUCAAAUACCGAUAAACGGUCGUCUUUGGCUGGUAAAGACGUUGAAAUGAAUCGAAAACGUAAAAACUCCUUCAAAGAUCGUACGAAUAUGAAUAAAAAAAUAAGGAGAUGACCGAUGAAUUAUUGCAGUUCUUUUCCACCAUUGAUGAAGUCUAGUGAACGUAUCAGUCUCUUUUACUGUUCAAAAGGUAAUUUAUAGGUCCUUUAAAAUUAAUUAAAUUAAAAAUUUUGCCUUCUUA
This is a messenger RNA of Vavraia culicis subsp. floridensis, 694 nucleotides long. RefSeq lists its product as uncharacterized. NCBI's taxonomy places the organism in Eukaryota, Fungi, Microsporidia, Pleistophoridae. The record is from RefSeq and is a predicted model, not a curated record. Bases 1 to 567 code for a protein of 188 amino acids. The transcript has a single exon.